AUGCCGGACAUUCGGUCGUUCUUUGCCCCCAAGGGUGGCCAGGCCGCAGCUCCCAAGGUCUCACCCGCCAAGGAAGCUGCCGCACCGCCCAAGGCGAAACGAACAAAAGGCCGAAAGGUCGUCGACGAUAGUGAUGAUGAUGCUCCUGCGCCGCCGAAGGCCGUGGCCAAAGUGGCGCCAAAAAAGAAGCAGAAGCCGGAUACCGAACCCAAAGGUGUAGCCAUAUCAGCCGACGACUAUUUUGCCUCAGCAAAGGACACCAAGAGUUCCGAGACACCGAAAAAGAGUAGCAGGUCCGAAAGCAAGCUGCAGAUCGAUGAAUCAACCCCCGUACGCUCCAGCCCUCGAAAGAAGCAAUCCUCGACAAAAGCGACCACGCCUCCCCAAACCUCGUCUCCUCCCAAGAGAAAGGCCUCAGCGUCGUACCAUCAGCACAACGUCGACGACGAUGAUGCCUAUAUGGAAGACGCCGAUGAAGAUGCCGACGACAUCCAUGCCGCCGACGUCAAGGGCCGAAGCAAAAGAAAGACCGAUACGUAUGUCGAGGAGGAGUCCGAGGAUGAUGUGUUGCCACAGCCCAAGCGAGUUGCCGCCCGAAGACGCCCCGCGGCCGCGAGCAAGGCCGCCAUUGAACCGGAAGUGAAGACAAAAGCCUCACCGACGAGUCGAAAACGGAAAUCACCGGCACCGGAAGAGGACGAGGAGGACGAGGAGCUCCCGAGGAAGAAGCCUGCCCCAGCGAAACCCCGGGCCCCGCGAGCGAAGAAAACGGAGGAACCGGAGGACAGUCAGAUUCAGGAUAUUCUUGACAGUGUCGUAACAGUUCGGCCCCCCACGCCUCCCCCAAAGGAUCCAAAUGCAAAGUUCGACUGGAGGAAGUCGGCCGCUGGAGGAGGUAACGCAUCGGCUCAGCCCGUCGCAACGGCGGACAUCCCAGAAGGCGAAGAGGAGUGCCUCAGCGGCCUCUCCUUCGUGUUCACGGGAGUCCUACGAACAAUCGGACGCGACGAAGCCCAGGCCCUCGCUAAACGGUACGGCGGCAAGGUGACGGGCCAACCGAGUAGCAAGACGAGCUUUGUUGUACUCGGAGAAGAUGCUGGCCCUAGCAAACUAGCAAAGAUCAAGUCGCACGGCAUCAAGACGAUCGACGAGAACGGCCUCUUCGACCUUAUCCGCAAGCUGCCUGCCUAUGGCGGGACGGGCAAGGGGGCACAGAAGGCUCUGGAGAAGAAGAAAGAACAGGAAGAGAAGGUGAAGCAGCAGGUGGCCGAGAUGGAGGCGGAGGAAAAGGCCAAGAAAGCCGAGGAGGCAGUGGCUGCUAAGAAAGCGGCCGCUUCCCGCGGCACGGCCGCCCCGGCAUCGCAGCCUGCCCAGCAACCUACCCUUCUACUCACCUCCAAGUAUGCGCCCACCCAGCUGAACCACAUCUGCGGCAACAAGGCCCAGGUCGAGAAGAUUCAGUCGUGGCUUCGAAACUGGCCAAAGUCGAAAAAGUACAACUUCCAACGACGGGGUGCCGACGGCCUCGGCGGAGAGCGCGCCAUCAUCAUUUCUGGCCCACCCGGCAUCGGCAAGACGACAGCGGCACACCUGGCUGCCAAGCUGGAGGGCUACGACAUCCUGGAGAAUAAUGCCAGUGACACGAGGAGCAAGAAGCUUGUGGAAGCUGGCGUGAGCGACGUGAUGAACAACACGUCGCUCCUGGGGUAUUUUGCCGGCGACGGCAAGGCCGUGGACGCGAAGAAGAAGAAGCUUGUGCUCAUCAUGGAUGAGGUGGACGGCAUGUCCUCGGGCGACCGCGGUGGCGUCGGCGCCCUGGCCAAGUUCUGCAAGAAGACGGAGGUUCCCCUAAUCCUCAUCUGCAACGAGCGACGGCUGCCCAAGAUGAAGCCGUUCGACCAUGUCGCCUUCGACAUUAGGUUCAACCGCCCGACCGUGGACCAGGUGAGAUCCAGGGUCAUGACAAUUUGCCACCGAGAAGGGCUGAAGCUCCCCGUCCCCGUUGUCGAUGCGCUCAUCGAGGGCAGCAACAAGGACAUCCGGCAAAUCAUCAACAUGGUGUCGGCCGCCAAGCUGGACCAGACCACCAUGGACUUUGACCAAGGCAAGGCGAUGACCAAGGCGUGGGAGAAGCACGUCGUGCUGAAGCCGUGGGACAUAUGCCAGAAGAUGCUCGGUGGCGGCCUGUUCGCCCCCGCGAGCAAGACUUCGUUGAACGAGAAGAUUGAGCUCUACUUCAACGACCACGAGUUCAGCUUUCUCAUGAUUCAGGAGAACUAUCUGCGAACGAAACCCAUGGCCCUCAACGGCAAAGGGUACACAAAGGCAGAGGAAAGGCUCAAGGCGCUCGAGCUUUUCGACAACGCCGCCGAGAGCAUCAGCGACGGCGAUCUCGUUGAUCGAAUGAUUCACGGGCCGCAACAGCAGUGGAGUCUGAUGCCAACGCACGCCGUCUUUAGCACGGUGCGGCCGGCCAGCUUCAUUGCCGGCCAGCUCAUGGGGUCCGGCUUCACCUCCUGGCUCGGAAAUUUCAGCAAAACCGGCAAGCUCGGCCGGUAUGUGCGAGAGAUUCACUCGCACAUGCGACUCAAGGCAUCCGGCGAUCACAACGAGAUCCGUCAAGAGUACAUGCCGAUACUCUGGAACCUGCUCGUUAACCGACUGCAGAACGAGGGAACAGACUGCGUCGGCGAGGUCAUCGAGUUGAUGGACAGCUACUAUCUCACCCGGGAAGACUUUGACGCUAUCCAGGAGCUCGGCGUGGGCCCGAUGACGGAUGAGAAGGUGCACAUAGAGACGAAAACCAAGGCAGCCUUUACGAGGACGUACAAUGCAAUGAACCACCCCCUUCCUUUCAUGAAAGCCAGCAACAUCGCGGCGCCGAAGAAGCAGGCGAAGGAGGCUCCCGACCUGGAGGAAGCGAUCGAAGAGGAGGAUGAAGCCGAGGCCGUCGAUGCCCCCGAGGUCGACGAGGACGAGACUGACCUCAAGAAGGACAAAUACAUCAAGCAGCCAAAGGUCAAGAAGCCGAGCAAGAAGGCGACGAAAGCAGCGGGGGGAGAUGAUGAGGGGGACGAGAAACCCAAGGGCCGGGGGAAGGGGAAGGGGAAGAAGGCAACAAAGUGA
This is a messenger RNA of Drechmeria coniospora, 3126 nucleotides long. RefSeq names its product replication factor C, subunit 1-like protein. Gene Ontology annotation, molecular function: ATP hydrolysis activity; DNA clamp loader activity; DNA binding. The transcript has 5 exons. Gene Ontology annotation, cellular component: nucleus; DNA replication factor C complex. The record is from RefSeq and is a predicted model, not a curated record. Gene Ontology annotation, biological process: DNA replication; DNA repair. The coding region runs from base 1 to 3126 and encodes 1041 amino acids. NCBI's taxonomy places the organism in Eukaryota, Fungi, Ascomycota, Sordariomycetes, Hypocreales, Ophiocordycipitaceae.